GUGCACUCUAGUAGUAUAAAUAUCUGCAGACACAGAGGCAUUAGCACAAUAACCAGCGCUCAUCUUCAUCCACACUUUAAGGAAUCAUGGAGGUUUCAGCGUUAAAGAAAAUGAUAGAUGAUUUGAGUCUCUGUGAAGACGUUAUGGUAGAAAACACAGAUCUCAUCAUUGAUGGUAAUGCUCUUUACUAUUUUUUGUAUUAUACAUCUGAUCCAAAGCUGGACCAGCGAUGUGGAGGGGAUUAUCCUGGAUUCAAACAUGAGGUCUGUAAGUUCUUUGAGACUCUGCAGGACUGUAAAGUCAAUCCGUACGUCAUCCUGGAUGGAGGCUCAGGGCCCGAGAAGCAUGAACACAAUGUGUCUCGUCUAAAAUAUAAACUGAUAAAAGCAAAGACAAUAGCAGAGACUGAGCCUUAUGGCACUUUACCAGAGGGAUGUGAUGUGUUACCACCUCUGGUCAAAGAUGUCUUCAUAGAAAUCUUAAAGGAAGAAAAAAUAGAGUUUGAAGUGUGUUUAGGAGAGGCGGACCCUGAGGUUGUUUCUAAGGCAAAUCAGGAAAAAUGUGCUGUGCUGUCCAUUGACAAGGAUUUUUACAUCUUUGAUGUGCGCAAAGGUUUCCUUAAUCUCCACAACUUUGAGUGGAAAAAAGAAGAGGAUGGAAAAAUUCCUGCUAAGCUCUACACACAUUCAAAGUUUUGUGAGCAUUUUAAAUUGGACCCUGCUCUCAUGCCAGUCUUUGCUUCAAUAGCAGGAAAUGAUUAUUCAAACUUAGAAGACAAUCACAUUUUUGCAAAUAGAUCAUCUUCACCUGGUGAGCCCAACAUUAAAAGACUGGAUGGUAUGCUCCGCUUUUUAAGUGAAGUGAAACUGAAUGGCUUGAAUGAUUCACAGAAGAGAGAACGUGCUCUGAGUGAAGCUUUAAAUCAUGUUGGUAAAAAAGAGAAGCAAAAAUUCAAAUUCGCCAUUGAAAGAUAUGUUGAACCAGAAAAAAACAAAAAACAACCAAGUUCUAAGUUACCAGCAUGGGUGUGUGAAAAAGUUAAGCACGGAAAACUCACCAGUUUCGCCACAAGUGUUUUGGAUCAGAAGAUAGUGAUGCUGACCCCACUUGUGGAGGACUUUUCACAGCACAGUAGUUAUCAAGCUGCUUACCGCAUCAGACAGUACUUCUAUGGACUGUUAACGGGAGGUGAGAUUACUGAAUAUGACAGGGAUGGAGAAAAUAUCAAAUACUACCGUGUCCAACCAAUACCAGAGAUACAACGGAAACAACAGAAUCUGCGUAAGGUUGAGGGUUGCAGGGUGUUUGAAGAAGCUCUGGAGGUUCAGACUUCAGUCUUAGAAAACAUCCCCGACCAGCUGAAGCUGCCAGUCUAUGUGACUGUUUUCUGGUUCAAGAGUCUACAACAGCACCACUGCCUCCACGCCCUCCUGCUGUGGUUUGUGUGUGAGCCCGAUGGUCCAGAGGAGUUUGAGAGGAAGAUGAAAGUUUUAAACGAUGAAGGUGUGAGUAACUGGAAGUCAUGUGUGGCUCAUGCUUUCAGCCAAUGGCAGUGCUGCAUGAGGCAGAGCCUCCACCUGAACCAGCUGCUGUGUUCCCCUCUACCAGAACCUCAGUUUGCCCGGCUUUACUGUGGACCUCUCCUUCAUCGGCUGGCAGAUGGAGACACGAUUGAAGAAGUACAGAAAACACUGAGAGGAGAAAAGAAGAAAUUAUAUGACAGACUGAAGACUGUUUGUAAUCCUUCUUCUGGAGAGGGAUCCUCUGUCCUGAGAGUUGAGGUUCCCUCUACUGGGGAGCGUUCCUCUGGUAUGAGUUCCCCCAGUGAGGAGGGAUGGGAGCAAGUUGCAAACAACAAAAACCGAAAAAAUGGAAAAAAGAAGAGAGCUACCAGAGAAAAAGCUGAUAAAUGA
Neolamprologus brichardi is the source of this 1913-nucleotide messenger RNA. The record is from RefSeq and is a predicted model, not a curated record. Lineage: Eukaryota; Metazoa; Chordata; Actinopteri; Cichliformes; Cichlidae.